UGAGCCUCGGCCCGCGCCUCGGCCGCCACGUCGUCCUCCUCUUCGGGUCUAUCCCGCGCCCUCCCGGCGACCCAGCCUCCGGUCGCGCGGGUCUAGCCGCCAGGCCCUUGCCAAGGACAGGCCAGGUGGCCGAGAAGAAAGCACGUGCUUGAGCAGUGGUCUGGGCCAGGGGUCCGCCUGUCGUCGCCGCGCCGCGCCCGGGUCCUGAGGGGAGGCCCCUCCCUCAGUGUCCCCCAGACUCCGGCCUUCUGUGAACCACUGGCCCCGCGCUGGCUGGCGUGGCUCUGGGCCGUCACGUGUGGAGGGAGGGUGCGUCUUCCCCGCCGCGUCCCCGGCCCGAGGAGGAGAGGACUCCGCAGCAUGUCCCCCGCGCUCCACGACCUGACGCCAUCCGCAGGAAUGAAGAAGACCCUGCAGGAUGAGAUUGACGCCAUCCUGCGGGAGAGGAUUAUGGUGCUUGACGGAGGGAUGGGGACCAUGAUCCAGCGGUACAAGCUGAGUGAAGACGACUUCCGAGGACAAGAAUUUAAAGAUCACGCCAGGCCCCUGAAAGGCAACAAUGACAUUUUAAGUAUAACUCAGCCCGAUGUCAUUUACCAAAUCCAUAAGGAUUACUUGCUGGCUGGGGCAGAUAUCAUUGAAACAAAUACUUUUAGCAGCACUGCUAUUGCCCAAGCUGACUAUGGCCUCGAACACUUGGCCUAUAGGAUGAACAAGUGCUCUGCGGGAGUGGCCAGAAAAGCAGCUGAGGAGAUAACUCUCCAGACAGGAAUUAAGAGGUAUGUGGCAGGAGCUCUGGGUCCAACUAACAAGACACUCUCUGUGUCCCCAUCUGUGGAAAGACCAGAUUACAGGAACAUCACAUUUGAUGAACUCGUUGAAGCAUACAAAGAGCAGGCCAAAGGGCUUCUGGAUGGUGGGGUUGAUAUCUUACUCAUUGAAACUAUUUUUGAUACCGCCAAUGCCAAGGCAGCCUUGUUUGCAGUCCACAGACUUUUUGAAGAGGCAUAUGCUCCCCGGCCUAUUCUUAUUUCAGGGACAAUUGUUGAUAAAAGUGGGCGGACUCUCUCUGGCCAGACCGGGGAGGCGUUUGUCAUCAGUGUGUCUCAUGCAGACCCACUCUGCAUUGGAUUAAAUUGUGCUCUGGGUGCAGCUGAAAUGAGACCUUUUAUUGAAACAAUUGGAAAAUGUACAACAGCCUAUGUCCUCUGUUAUCCCAACGCAGGUCUUCCCAAUACCUUCGGUGAAUAUGAUGAAACUCCGCACAUGAUGGCCAUGCACUUAAAGGAUUUUGCUGUGGACGGCUUGGUCAAUAUAGUUGGCGGGUGCUGUGGUACGACACCAGAUCAUAUCAGAGAAAUUGCUGAAGCUGUGAAAAACUAUAAGCCUAGAGUUCCACCUGCCACUGUUUUUGAAGGGCAUAUGCUACUGUCUGGUCUAGAGCCCUUCAGGAUCGGCCCGUACACCAACUUUGUUAACAUUGGAGAGCGCUGUAACGUUGCAGGAUCCAGGAAGUUUGCUAAACUCAUCAUGACAGGAAAUUAUGAAGAAGCUCUGAGCGUUGCCAAAAUGCAGGUGGAAAUGGGAGCCCAGGUGUUGGAUAUCAACAUGGAUGAUGGCAUGCUGGAUGGACCAAGUGCAAUGACCAGAUUCUGCAACUUCAUUGCUUCUGAGCCUGACAUUGCCAAGGUGCCCUUGUGCAUCGACUCUUCCAAUUUUGCUGUGAUUGAAGCUGGGUUAAAGUGCUGCCAGGGGAAGUGCAUUGUUAACAGCAUCAGCCUGAAGGAGGGAGAGGAUGACUUCUUGGAGAAGGCCAGAAAGAUUAAAAAGUUUGGAGCUGCUGUGGUGGUUAUGGCUUUUGAUGAAGAAGGACAGGCAACAGAAACAGACACCAAAAUCAGAGUGUGCACCCGGGCCUACCAUCUCCUUUCAAAAAAACUGGGCUUCAAUCCAAAUGACAUCAUCUUUGACCCUAAUAUCCUCACCAUUGGUACUGGGAUGGAAGAACACAACUUGUAUGCUGUUAAUUUUAUCAAUGCAACAAAAGUCAUUAAAGAAACGUUACCUGGAGCCAAAGUAAGUGGAGGUCUUUCCAACUUGUCCUUUUCAUUCCGAGGAAUGGAGGCCAUUCGAGAAGCAAUGCAUGGGGUUUUCCUUUACCAUGCAAUCAAGUUUGGUAUGGACAUGGGGAUAGUGAAUGCUGGAAGCCUUCCUGUGUAUGAUGACAUCCACAAGGAACUUCUCCAGCUCUGUGAGGACCUCAUCUGGAACAGAGACCCUGAGGCCACUGAGAAGCUCUUACACUACGCCCAGGCUCAGGGCAAGGGAGGGAAGAAAGUCAUCCAGACCGAUGAGUGGAGGAAUGGCCCCAUCGAAGAACGCCUUGCAUACGCUCUUGUGAAGGGCAUUGAAAAAUACAUUAUUGAGGAUACUGAGGAAGCCAGAUUAAACCAGGAAAAAUAUCCCCGACCUCUGAAUAUCAUUGAAGGGCCACUGAUGAAUGGCAUGAAAAUUGUUGGUGAUCUUUUUGGAGCUGGAAAAAUGUUUCUACCUCAGGUUAUAAAGUCAGCUCGGGUCAUGAAGAAGGCUGUGGGUCAUCUUAUUCCCUUCAUGGAAAAAGAGAGAGAAGAAACCAAAGUGCUUACUGGCACGAUAGAAGACAAGGACCCUUACCAAGGUACCAUUGUGCUGGCUACCGUUAAAGGCGACGUGCACGACAUUGGCAAGAACAUAGUUGGAGUAGUCCUUGGCUGCAAUAAUUUCAGAGUUAUUGACUUAGGAGUCAUGACUCCAUGUGACAAGAUACUGAAAGCUGCUCUCGACCACAAAGCAGAUAUAAUUGGCCUGUCAGGACUAAUCACUCCUUCCCUGGAUGAAAUGAUUUUCGUUGCUAAGGAAAUGGAGAGAUUAGCUAUAAAGAUUCCGUUGCUGAUUGGAGGAGCUACCACUUCGAGAACCCACACAGCAGUUAAAAUAGCCCCAAGAUACAGCGCGCCUGUGAUCCACGUCCUGGACGCGUCUAAGAGCGUGGUGGUGUGUUCUCAACUGUUAGAUGAGAAUCUAAAAGAUGAGUACUUUGAGGAGAUCAUGGAAGAAUAUGAAGAUAUUAGACAAGACCAUUAUGAGUCUCUCAAGGAAAGAAGAUACUUAACCUUAAGGCAAGCUAGAGAAAGCGGUUUCCAUAUUGACUGGCUGUCAGAGCCCCCCCCAGUGAAGCCCACGUUCCUUGGGACUCGGGUCUUUGAAGACUACGACCUGCAGAAGCUGGUGGACUACAUUGACUGGAAGCCUUUCUUCGAUGUCUGGCAGCUCCGGGGCAAAUACCCGAACCGAGGCUUUCCCAAGAUAUUUGACGACAAAGCUGUAGGUGAAGAGGCCAAAAAAGUCUAUGAUGAUGCCCAAAAUAUGCUGCAGGCACUGAUUAGUCAGAAGCAGCUCCAUGCCAGGGGCGUGGUUGGGUUCUGGCCAGCGCAGAGCAGCCAGGACGACAUCCACCUGUAUGCGGAGGGUGCGGCACCCCAGGCCGUGGAGCCCAUCGCCACCUUCUACGGACUCAGGCAGCAGGCCGAGAAGGACUCUGCCAGCGCGGACCCCUACCUCUGCCUCUCGGACUUCAUCGCCCCUCUGCACUCGGGCGUCCCUGACUACCUGGGUCUGUUCGCCGUCGCCUGCUUCGGGGUGGAGGAGCUGAGCAAGGCCUACGAGGAAGAGUGUGACGACUACAGCAGCAUCAUGGUCAAGGCGCUGGGCGACCGGCUGGCCGAGGCCUUUGCCGAGGAGCUGCACGCACGGGUCCGCAGGGAGCUGUGGGGCUACUGCGGCGGCGAGCAGCUGGCCGUGGCCGACCUGCGGAGGCUGCGCUACGAGGGCAUCCGGCCGGCGCCCGGCUACCCCAGCCAGCCCGACCACACCGAGAAGCUGACCAUGUGGAGGCUGGCGGACGUGGAGCGACACACAGGCAUUAGGUUAACAGAAUCGCUGGCCAUGGCACCUGCUUCAGCGGUAUCCGGCCUUUACUUCUCCAAUUUGAGGUCCAGAUAUUUUGCCGUGGGGAAAAUUUCCAAGGAUCAGAUUGAGGAUUAUGCUUUGAGGAAGAACAUGUCUGUGGCCGAGGUUGAGAAAUGGCUGGGACCCAUUCUGGGAUAUGAUACAGACUAACUUUUUUUUUUUUUUUUUUAACCUUGUCUAUACUUGUUUCCUCAAGGAAACACAGUCAAAAGUGCCUUAAUAAUAACAGCGCAGCGGCCACGAGCCCAUCUGCAUCUGGUUGACCUUUGUGCCGCUCCAGGUUGUGGACGUUUGGUGGGACCUUGUGGACGAACAGCGUGUUCCUACAGUUCUUGGAAAACAAGCGGCUGUUUUCCAGGGGACUUUGAAUGAAGAGCAGUGAGCAAGACUCCGGGGGUGUCCCCGGUCCCUCAGGGACUAGGACAAGCCGGAGAGAAAAGCCUGAAAGUCAGUUGAAUAAGGGGAUGUGACCCUGUGGCAGAGUGACGCUGUGAGCAACGGGGCAUUUUAAUCUGAGUGGUUAGAGCAGUUACUCCCACAGGGGAGAAGCUCUGCUCUCCCGAGACCUCUCUCUCCCGAGACCUCCUUUUCUGAAGCCUCGAUUAGACGCCUGCAGAAGUCCCUGCGGCCGGAGGCAUGCUCUCCCUCUCCGGCUUAUCAGAGGUACUUAGGCUGCUGCUGGCCCUGGCAGGUCAGAUACAGUCACGUUCUCCAAGCAUUUUGUCCUCUCGUGAUCUCAUAUUCCCUCACCCUGAGGGGGGAAAAAGGAGGUGGGCAGAGAGAGUGGCCACUAAGGGUAGUUAACAGCCUUGGGUUGUUUUCCAGAACUGAGCAGGCUCUCGGCUCAGCCGCGUGUCCGUGCAGCGUGGAUAGGUGAGCAGCAUCACUCCACUCAGUUCUUCCUCUUCUGCGCUGCCCCAGCUCCAGACUCACACGAUAUGGGAACAGCGCGUGGACUUGUUUGUGGUCAUCGCGGGGAGAUGGUUAAGAACCAGGGCUUUGAAGUCAGACACACCCAGAUUCGCGUUUCAGGUUUGCCGCGUCCUUGCUGUGCGACUGAAGUAUCAGCACGAUUUUCUCAUCUGUGAAGUGGAGACAGCGAGACUAGCUCCUCUCUCACAGGCAUGAGGUGUGGAUUAAAGGAGAUGAUGCACGUAGGCAGGUAACAUGGGCUGCGGCACACAGUGAGAGCUUGAUAGAUGGCAGCUUCUGUAGAGCUCUCUAGGGGGUCUCCGAGCUCAGCACAGGGUAGGUGCUCAUGGAAAGGGAAUAAGAGAUUAAUGGAGGUGAAAAGAUACUGGGGAAAUGCAUAUGGGAGCGACCGCGUUGAAUAUACUAGGUACCCUUUCUGGGAUUAGAGCCCCAUUGAACACAGUGACUGGAGAGAGAAGCUACUGUCUAUGUCAUUGGCACCAUCAGCCCUCAUUUUCUGUGAGACAGUGCCCCCUCCCCUUGUGAUGUAAGCUGGCCUUGCCCCAAAGCAGUUAUAUCAAAUAUACACUCAGGUACAUUCAGGUGAAAGGGGAAAAAAAACUUAGCAAACGAUAAUCCUGCAUAACUGUAGCAUAUACAUGUUUACCUGCAGAGUAACAUGCCUGCUUAGGCAUCACUUGCCCUUAAAGUGAAGAGAAUUAUAUGCUUUCUUUAGGUCCAUUUAAUCUGUGCUAGAUUGAGACUGGAACUCAUUUUCCCCGAGAUGCUCAGGUGGAGGACUUAUUUUCUCUUCCAUAGCAGGUAUGUUAUUCUAGGUGUUGGCACAUCCUUCUUUAAGAAAGAAUAACCCCCUCCAAAUAUUUUAAUGUAUUUUAUCUGAAUUACAGUUGCUAAGAGUC
Molecule: messenger RNA, 5840 nt
Organism: Eubalaena glacialis (North Atlantic right whale)
Lineage: Eukaryota; Metazoa; Chordata; Mammalia; Artiodactyla; Balaenidae
Gene: MTR
Product: 5-methyltetrahydrofolate-homocysteine methyltransferase
Exons: 34
Coding region: 361-4158 (1265 amino acids)
Biological process (GO): pteridine-containing compound metabolic process
Molecular function (GO): cobalamin binding; methionine synthase activity; zinc ion binding
Source: RefSeq, a predicted model, not a curated record